Messenger RNA from Lutzomyia longipalpis, 5385 nucleotides. RefSeq names its product endoplasmic reticulum aminopeptidase 2. Gene Ontology annotation, molecular function: metalloaminopeptidase activity; zinc ion binding; peptide binding. The transcript has 8 exons. Bases 940 to 4185 code for a protein of 1081 amino acids. Gene Ontology annotation, biological process: peptide catabolic process; proteolysis. Gene Ontology annotation, cellular component: cytoplasm. Lineage: Eukaryota; Metazoa; Arthropoda; Insecta; Diptera; Psychodidae. The record is from RefSeq and is a predicted model, not a curated record.
CAUCGCGCGGAGAAAAAUCCUUCUAUAUAGCUAGAGCAAAAUCAUAAGAGGGGAUGGACCGAGAGGACAGCCAUGAGAAGAGGAUACUCACAGAGUGAGGGAGUGUGUGUGACAGCAAUAAUUGUAUUAAUCGGAAAAGAGGGAGGAAGAGAACGAUGAGGUCCUGUUUUGUGUGCGGCAGCGGCCUUCCCGGUGGUAUUUUUUGCGUACUCUCCGGGGUUGUUGGGAUGUGCGUGAGGAAGUUGUGGGUGGGGGUGGAUGGUGUGAAUGUAGGUAAAAUCAACCCCUAAUCGAUUGCUGAGGGAGGCGCCUGCGUAAUAGAACCGUCAACAUGACAGGAUUUUCAUCCUCCGUAGAAGGAUUUGUAAACUCUCUCUCUGUUGAAAAUUCCAUUUCCUUUCUGCCACCGACACCGUAGAAUUUCGCUAGUGUGGUAGCUUUUUUUGUAACGUAGGCGCGCAAUAGGCUCUCUUUGGCACACGCAAGCUAUAUCAAGAGAAAGGUGCAAAAGAUUUUUCGACCUGCCUAGAGGAAAAAAAGAAAAACCGCUGUGUAGAGGGAAUUUUCUGAGGUGCUCUUCUUGGGAAGCAUUUUUGUGUGUGUGCAGAGAAUUAUUAGGAGGAAAAAUAUUGUUGGAUGUACUAAAAGGUUCUUUAGGUGGCGUAACAGCAUAAAAUCCUGGAUGUGCGGUGUGUGAGGUGGGAAAGAAAAAGUGGAGAGGAAGGACGCUCUGUGUGUGCCGGAAAAGGGGGGUGGUGGUGAUGAGAAUAGGGGGCGAAUAUUGUGGGUGGUCUCGGUUAAUUGAAGUGUGCAGAAAGCAAGGUAGCAGCGUUGGCCGAUCAGAAGAAGGCGAGUGGUCCUGUGAAGGUGUCCGUUGUGGGGAGUAGUGGCGGAAAUCAGGCUGGGAACUCCAAAGUUUGGCGCAGGGAGCGAAUUGAAAUGACUGAGCCGGAACUCGAUGACAUCGCCUUCCUCACAGGUGAGAAGAAGCCCGGAACACCCACACGGAGGCAUCCUCACGCCAGGAGCAUCUUUUCAGGCACCGGAGAGGCGCCGACAGUGCGGAAAAAUCGCGAUGGCGUCGCAAUGUGCUCGCAGAAGAAGGCCAUCUGUGUCACGGCCAUCGUUAUGGGAGCCCUUGUUACAACUGCACUCAUCAUUGCCUAUGCUGGACCGCAGAAUGAUUGUGCGUGUGCUGGAAAAAUGCCUCCGGGCUACUACUUGAACAGGUUCAACGAUUCCGAACCCUUUAAUCCCAUCGCAACCAACGGACAACCCUUCCCGUGGCUCUCACUUGAGCUCCCGACGUCCGUUCGGCCAAUCCGCUACGUCCUCACCAUCCAUCCAAAUCUCACGAAUCUCGACGUAAAGGGGCAGGUCACGGUGGAAUUUCACGUGGAAAAGGAAACGAGCUUUUUAGUGCUUCAUUCACAGGAUUUAAACAUCACAGAGAGGGCCAUUAUCGGACCAAAGGGAUUUGCACUCAAGAUAAAUCGGUUGUUGGAGUACCCACCGCGUCAGCAACUGUACCUUGAGGUGAAGGAUAAGUUGCGGAAGAAGGUGAACUAUACCCUCAAUCUGCGGUGGUACUCAAAACUCGUCCCAGAUCCCGAAGGAUUCUACGUGGAUGCAUUUGACGAUGAGACGGGUGCAAGGAGAAUCCUUGCUGCCACGGUUUUUCGUCCAGGUGGUGCCCGAAAAGCAUUUCCAUGCUUCGAUGAGGCCCAUCUGCGUGCCCCCUUCCGCAUAUCCGUAUUUCGUGAUCGAUUCCACAUUGGCCUAUCGAAUUCCAUUGUUCAUGCAACGGACGAUGUGGGCUUCUACAUGGGUACAGGAUUGCUGAGGGAUGAUUUCUUUGAGACACCACCCCUGCCUCCGGAUGCAGUGGCGUGGGUGGUGAGUGAUUUCCAUCGGAAUACGUUGGAACCAUCGUCAACAUAUCAAACAGUGCGCACAACACCAGCCGCCGUGGUCACCACGAGCCGGCCGGCGGAUUUGGCGCUACGGACUGACAAGAGGCCUAUCAAGAGUAAAUCCAUCCUCAUCACAAAGUCCCUCCAAAUUCUCACACCACUCAACAGGACGCGUACGCCGCAGCCUGAAGUGGAGCAUCGCAAUUCCACGGAGAAUGGGACAAUCAGCGACACGGGGGAGAUCAUCACGGCACCCACAUACACAUUCUAUGCUUCCAAGGAUUUGCUGCAGCUCAGUGACUUUCUCCUACACACAUCAAGAGAUGUUCUUGAGUAUUUGCAGACGUGGCUCGGUAGCCCAUAUCCAUUGACCAAAUUAGAUUUUGUAGCUUUGCCAUCUCUGGAGGAAGACAUCACAAGCAGCUUGGGAUUAAUCUCCAUCAAAUCAUCCUUUUUGCGUAGUUUUGUAUCCCUGCAGACUAAGGAGUACCAUCUCUCAGCACUGAAGAUCACCGAAGCAAUUAUAAAACAAUUCUUCGGGGGUAUAACAUCACCACAAUCGUGGAAACACAAUUGGCUGUGGCAGGGCUUAAUCAAGUACCUCGGAAGGACAGUUCUGUUGCAAUUGCAACCAAAUUGGCCAAUGGAUGAGCUACAUCUGAUGGAGACAACGAUGAGGGCACUGGAUGUGGAUGCAAUCGAAGGAUGGGCGAGUUUGGUGGAAGGAAGUCGCGAUGAUGGGAAUAACGAGGAUUUCUACGUGGACAAAUCAGCAGCUAUUCUGGCACUUUUGCACUCUGCCCUCGAAGAAGAUAACUUCCGGCAAUGUUUGGGGGGAUUUCUUCGUGCACACAGAUUCCAGACAGCUGAACCACUAGAUCUGUGGACGGUGUGUGGGAAGCAAAUGAAUGAUACGAAGAAUAUCAAGGAAAUGAUGAAUCUCUGGACGUCACACUCGGGCUUCCCACUUGUGAGGCUGGAAGGGGGUGAUGGUGGGAAUUUUACAGUCUGGCAGAUGCCUUUCGCUCCAGCUGAAUUCCAUGCAAUCACAGAUGACUACCUCCUGCCGCAUAAUCUCACAAGUACAACAACAACGACCACAACACCGGCUCCCGUGAGUGCCAAGAAAAUCAUCCCACAGUGGAUCUUCCCCAUUAGCUUUGUGACCAAUCUCAAUAAAUCAUUUUCUCAAACGGUGUGGCUGCAUUCAAACCAAACUGAAAUCCACCUAGAUCCGGAUGUAAAAUGGAUAAAGCUGAAUUCGGGGCAAAACGGCUAUUACAGAGUGCUCUAUACGGACAGCAAUUGGAACAAUCUCAUUGAUGAGCUGAAGAAGAAUCAUAGAGCAUUCACGGCAAAGGAUAGGAUUGGUUUGAUCUCUGAUGUAUUCACUCUAUGCCAUGCAAGCCUCAUGCCAUGCCCCAUCACCAUGAAUCUCAUCACUUAUCUGCCCAAUGAGACAAAUUGGGGACCUCUUACGACGGGCCUGAGGCAUCUAGAGCAGUGGCGAAAGAUUCUAAAGUACUCUGAAUGCUUCCUUAUGCUGGCGGAAUUUGUACGAGAAAUCCUUAUGCGAUCUAUCGCCGGAUUGGGAUGGAAAAACACCGGAACGGAUUCAGCAAAACUCCUCCGACCAGAGGUUCUUCUUGCAUCAGUAUUGUGGGAAGAUCCAGAUGCCAUUAAGGAAGCAAAGAAUGUGCUGCACUUGUAUCUGAACAAUGGAACAGAGAUUCCCACGAAUUUCCGUGAAGUCAUCUACACUGGAGCCGUUCUGUCCGGGGAAUUCACCUAUUGGCAGUACUGCUGGGAUCGCUUCAACAUCCUCCUGAGUCAGAAUGAAGGAUACGACGAGAGGAUGGAACUUCUGAGGGCUCUCGGAGAGACCAAAGAUGCCUGGCUCCAGAAUCGUCUUCUGUCUCAGGUGAUCACUCUUCCAGCUCCCGAAUUGAUUCAGGUCCUCGAAGCAAUCGCCGGUACUCCAACUGGAGGCGCCAUGGCGUGUCGUUUCUUGCAGGCCAAGUGGAAUGAUUUGCAGGCAAAACUGGGUGCCGGCAGUGAACAAUUUGCCCAGGUUAUCACCGCAAUCACACAAUUUGGUGCCACAAAAUUCGACUAUGAAGAGUUAAAAUCUCUCGUUGAGAGAUUCGGCUAUGGUCCUGGGAUGCGGGUUCUCAACAUGACUCUACGAAGUGUGGCAACUAAUGUGGAGUGGGUGAGUCGAUCGCAGCGUGAACUGUCCUCAUGGCUCGGCAAUUUCGAGCACAUGCAAUAAUAUCAUACGCAGAGGUAAUCGCUCUGAACUUGCCUUUCGGCGUACAUUUCUCUGCCACAUUCUCAUUUUCCUUUUCUGAGGAAAAAAACAAACAAAACACGGAGUACAGUGGCAGAUGUAUCAGCUUCGGGAAAAAAUGUCCAAAGCGAACAAGCCUAGUCCUUGCGUGGAGCAACUUUAACGUAAUUUUACCAAAAAAAAUCAUUUCUGUCCUAAUGUAGCUAGAUAGGGGGUGAGUGUGUGUGUGUAUAGAUAGAAUGAGUUGAGAAGGAUUUUUUCCACGGGAGAAAUGCAGAGUAAAUUUUAGAGCGAAAGAACUAAUGCACAAUUAACAUUUUCUAUAUAUACAUACCUAUUUUGAACAGAAGGGGAAAUAUUAGAAAAAAAAAUCUUAAGAAAAACAUAAUAAAAAAAAACAUUUUUGAUGAGGACUUUUGUGUGAAAUAUGUGUAAAAAAAAUGAAUCUAGAGAAAGGAUAUUUUAACUCUAAUUGAAAAAUAUUUAGCGAAAAAAAGAGAGAAUAUUUUAUUUUUUCCAAACACAAAUUAGACAAAAAAAAAAGAAAAUCCAGAUAAAUGUAGUGGAAUCUUGUAAUGGGGACUCAUAAUGUAGCUUCUAAGAAAUUUCCACGAAUGAAAAAAAAAUCUCUGUAUAAUGUGAAAAGAAAGAUCCUUAAAAGAAAAAAAAAGGAUUAGCUUUUUUUGGACUCUGUACGCGCGAUGUAAUAUCCUUGUAUAUUUUUUCCUUAAUAAUUUUCCGUGUGCGCCCCAACAAUCGCAAGCACGCGUAUCGUCUUUGAUAAAAAAUAAUAUUGUAUUCAAAAAGAUCUCUCCCCCCAAAAGGCUAAAGCGAACAACUAGAGAAGAGCUGUGAAUUUAUUGCUUUAUUAGUCUCACAAUCUAUCACAACCAAAGAAUAAGAAAAUAAUGCUUUUUUGCUGAGAAAUUUUGUACCUACUUGCGAGAUAUUGUGGGGGGCAUCUAUCUGGCAUGAAUCUUCAACACAUAUAACAAAAAAGGCCAAAAAAAAAAAACAAACAUAGAUUGGUAUAAAAAUCUCCACAUGAUUCCUAAAUAUAUUUUCCUAUACAGAACAUUGUAAUAGAAUAUUUAUUCGUUUUAUUAUUAACUUGUAUGUCCAUGAGAAAUUUUAUUAAUAAAUUAUUUCAUUCUCUUUUGCCACAUCCUGUAAGAAAAUAAA